Colletotrichum paranaense is the source of this 315-nucleotide messenger RNA. RefSeq lists its product as uncharacterized. Bases 1 to 315 code for a protein of 104 amino acids. NCBI's taxonomy places the organism in Eukaryota, Fungi, Ascomycota, Sordariomycetes, Glomerellales, Glomerellaceae. The record is from RefSeq and is a predicted model, not a curated record. The transcript has a single exon.
AUGAUUGCCCACCACCUCCCACACCUUUUCCAGCCUCUUCAACGCCUUUUGCUGCCUCUGUCACUCUCGCUAAGUCACUCUUAUCAGGUGCGUGUCCAGAAAGACAUGUCAAUAUGCGAUAAUAAUAUCAGAUACGACGGCACUGUCCCAAAGCUUUCUAUCUUGGGACGGGGAGUCUCCAAUAGCAUCUCGUUAUCCGUUUUGGGAGCUUCAAUCUCGUCAAAACGAGAGCUUGAAUUGCCCUUUCUGAGUCAUCCCGAUCCUCGUCCGAUCUUUGGAAGUUUGGGGCAUCCUUUACCUCAUCAUCUCAUGUGA